CUAGGUCAGAUUUAAUUUAAUUAGUUUCUUUUAUUGCUGACACCACAAAAACAUAACCACGAUAACCAAUUUCCCAAAUUGACUGACUUUCCCAAACCGUCGCCGCCGAUGUCGUGAAAACUAUCAGCCGUUAACACUCUCAGCAGAAAGAGAAGUUAUAGUGCAAAGUUCAAUUGGACAUAGAAUAACAUAAUGAGGCGUAGACCUGGAAUUGGAGGUUUGCAGAAUGCCGCUGCUGCUAGGGAUCAGUACCGAUUGCUUGGAGAAAAUGUGGCAAAAUUGCGGACAGAUCUCAUGAAAGAACAACUUGCUACAUUUCGUUCUCAGCUAGAAGACUUUGCCCGCAAACACAAGAAUGACAUCCGCAAGAAUCCAGCAUUUCGGUCGCAGUUUCAUGAGAUGUGUGCCAAAGUUGGAGUUGAUCCUCUGGCUUCUAAUAAGGGUUUCUGGGCUGAACUGUUGGGCAUUGGUGAUUUCUAUUACGAACUUGGGGUUCAAAUUGUUGAUAUUUGCUUGGCUACCAGACCUCACAAUGGAGGUCUGAUCAGCUUGGAAGAGCUUUGUAAAAUGCUUGGUCAAAGAAGGAAAGGGACUCGUGAGGCUAUCUCUCAGGAUGAUUGUUUGCGUGCCAUAAGUAAGCUAAAGGUCCUCGGGAACGGUUUUGAGGUGAUUUCUCUUGGCAAGAAGAAGCUUGUUAGAUCUGUCCCCACAGAGUUGAAUAAAGAUCACAAUGAAAUCUUGGAGCUAGCGCAGGGUCAAGGCUUUGUAACAGUUGAUGAAGUUCAGAGACGGCUCUCUGGGUCUUCUGGACGUGCAACUGAUGCCCUCGAGACUUUACUAGAAGAAGGUCUUGCCAUGAUUGAUAAUGGACACAAGGAUGGUAGAAGCCGAUAUUGGUUUCCUUGCGUAUCAUCUGUAUCUUCUUACUCAGCAUCUGAUGCUAUAUAAGGUUCUCUUCCUUAUCUUGUUUUAUGUAAUUUUGUACAGUACAGUGGCUUAGUUGUCACAAUUGUGCUAAGGAGUGUUGUGUUGUUAAAUUUGUACGGAACAUACCUGCUUUUGUGUUUCCAUUUUGGAAGGUUGACUAUCAGCGCUGUUUUUUUUAUUGUACGUUAGAGUGGAGAGCAAAUUGAUCCACCUGUUUAGGUUUUCAACUCUUGUUGAUGCUCAUUUAAGAUAAUUUGUACGUCCAUAAUAUAAUUUUCUUGAGAAUUCCCUUGAA
Molecule: messenger RNA, 1222 nt
Organism: Salvia splendens (bonfire salvia)
Lineage: Eukaryota; Viridiplantae; Streptophyta; Magnoliopsida; Lamiales; Lamiaceae
Product: vacuolar protein sorting-associated protein 22 homolog 1
Exons: 8
Coding region: 193-948 (251 amino acids)
Biological process (GO): protein transport to vacuole involved in ubiquitin-dependent protein catabolic process via the multivesicular body sorting pathway
Cellular component (GO): ESCRT II complex
Source: RefSeq, a predicted model, not a curated record